GUGGAGCUGAGACAGUCAGAGCUGGCUGAGAGUGAACAAGAGAGGGGGUGAGAGAGGGAGCCCGGAGUCCGGGUGCUUCCUUGCUCACUCGCUCGCUCCCUGCCCCUGCCCGGGCUUGAGCUGCAGACGCAGGCGGGGAGAGGAGCGCCGGGCCGGCCGAGCCGAAUCGCGGGCGCGGAGCUAGCGGGGUCAGCUGGGGAGCGGAGCGGAGAGGGCGCGGAGCCGGCUGGGGAGCAAAGAAGGGCACAGAGACCUCUAAGGAGCGGAGAGAGCGUAGAACCGGCUGGGGAGAAGUCAGAGGCUGGAAAGCCGAGAAGGGCUCGGAGCCGGCCGGGGAGCACAGCGCUCCCCGGGAUAGGGACGGGGAGUGAACUUGACCGGACGAGUGGACCCUGGGAGAAGUGAGACCACUCAGAGGCAGCUCCCACUAGGGAAUGGUGUAUUAAAAGAGGAGGAAACAUGCUGUCUGUCACCCCAGUGCUCCUCUCCGUCCUGUUCUUGGCUCUUGGGCAUGGACUGUUCCCAGAAGGCUGCCCCAGACUGGAUUUUCCAGAUGAUAUGGAGAGCCAGGUGGUUGGUGCCUCCGUCACUUUGAGCUGCGUGGACAGGGUAUUGGAGAAUAAUGCUUCCAUUCACUGGAAACUGGGAGAUAAGCCCAUAGCCCCCCAGCUUGGCCGAAGGGAAAUGGUGGAAGGAAAGCUAGUCCUGAGGUCAGUGCAGCACAGUGACUCGGGAAACUACUCCUGCUACCUGGAUGGCCACAGAUUGAGGACCCUGUUUCUGCUACCGGUUGAUCCUCUUGAAGAACCUGUGUUGUCGUGCCAUCGGAAGAGUUUCUUUAGCAGCGUCCAGUGUGAAUGGAGCCCCCUGAAAAAACCAUCCCCACACACAAAAGCCAUCUUGUUGGUGACACAGGUCUAUCAGAAAGACAAGACUUUUCAGAGGCCGUGUCACUACUUGCCUGGAUCACAGAAGUUCUCCUGCUCCUUGAAUCUUAGGGAAGGCGAUGACUCCCUCUACUUGGCUAUCAUAUGUGUUACCAAUGGGGCUGUGAGGAAAUCCAGCAAAAUCUACCAGCUCAGUGGUUAUGAUACUCUGCAACCAGAUCCUCCAGCCGACAUCACAGUCACAGCUAUAGACAGAAGCCCCCGUAAGCUUAAAAUCACCUGGAAAGAUCCACCUUCCUGGAACUCCACUUUCUACCGGCUUCAUUUUGAGCUUCAUUAUCGGGUUGAGAACUCCACGACUUAUACAACCUUCAGGGAGAAGCAUCAUCAGUUGAUUAUCACCGAUGCCUUGAUUGGCAGAAAGCAUAUUGUGAAGAUCCGGGCCCGGGAGGAGUUUAAUAAUGGCAGGUGGAGUGAAUGGAGCAAGGAGGUCACGUGCACCCCGUGGACAGAAACCAAGACCUCUGAAGUUGGGAGAAAAUUAGUCAUCUCUACACAGGUGCCUACUACCUCAAAUAACUACAAUAAGAAGCACUCCCCAGCAGACCUUGAAAGCGUCUCUAACACUCAGUCAGUUCCUGGCUCUACUCAUUUAUCCUAUACAUUCCUACUAUCUGGUGGAAGUCUGCUCUUGGGAAUGGCUCUAUUCAUUGCUAUUAUCAUGAGGUACAGAAAAAAGUCGAAGCUGACAACUUUGAAAGAAGGAAAGCCAAACAUGCUCCCUCCACACUCUUUGGAUCAGGUCCCUGCGAAGCCCCAAUCAACCACGGUUUUGGUUCCCCUCAUCUCUCCAUCUGUGUCUGCCAGUAGCUCUGAGCCUACCAACAUCCCAGGGCACAGUGGAAAAGACAUUGCGAACCCCCAGAGUCUUUAUGACAUUACCAACAGAGAUUACUUUUUCCCAAGGUAGACCCCAAAUUUCAUGGAGCAUUUGGGCUUCAGGUAGGCUAAACUCCAUGGCUUGAAGAAGACUGAGUGGACUCGCAAGAAAGAAGCUUCUCAAUGUCAUUUCAGUCUACCUGCUGAUGGGCUGGUGCUUUUCCUGACUCAUUGCUCCAUUGGAAAAGCUGCCCUGGACCCCCUCAGAAAACCAGAAUGCUUUUUAGGUCCAAGAAGAGCUUCCUGCAGUGAGGAGACAGUCGGCUGGGAGCAAACGGACUGAUUUUCACCAAGCAAGAUGGGGAGGUGGGUGGGUUUCAAAACCACCAAGUCUCAUGAUACUCUGAGGAACUGGGCUGGUAAACUGUUCCAGAGAAAGCACCCUCACACACAAACAGCUAUGUUCCUCCCACAGGACAUAUAGGAGAAUGGGAAUUAGGAACUAUCUUGUUCCUAAAAACAACAGGACCAAAUGGAGAGAAAUUACUGGUGUUUUGGAUUCAAUCACCAACACUGCCAUGACCUCAAGGCCUAUCCCUCUGCUCAUUUGGACUUGAUAAUUUCUAGCACUUUCACUACCUUGUCACUUCCUAUGGGCAAGCUUACUUGCCCAAUACCCAUCUUUCACCGUCCUACCAAGAUUCUUGGAUAUCUAGAAGAGUUAUUGAAGAAAUUUAGCUCUUCAAGCCCUA
This is a messenger RNA of Antechinus flavipes (yellow-footed antechinus), 2518 nucleotides long. RefSeq names its product interleukin 6 receptor (gene IL6R). Lineage: Eukaryota; Metazoa; Chordata; Mammalia; Dasyuromorphia; Dasyuridae. The record is from RefSeq and is a predicted model, not a curated record. Gene Ontology annotation, biological process: cytokine-mediated signaling pathway. The transcript has 10 exons. Gene Ontology annotation, cellular component: external side of plasma membrane; membrane. Bases 460 to 1857 code for a protein of 465 amino acids. Gene Ontology annotation, molecular function: protein binding; cytokine receptor activity.